CCCCGGCCCCGCCCCGUCGCCAUGUUGUUCCCUCGGUGCUGGACGGGAGCAGCUGUAGUCGGACCCGGACAGUGCUGCGGACGUCAGCUGGCCGCUGGGUCCUCGACCCUCUCUCUUUCCUCACUGCACCCGGACGGGCCGGCCCGGAGCUCCCGGGCUUCCUCCGUGUGGCUGCGAGCCACUUCUUCCAUCUAGACUGUGGUACUCUGGAGGCCUGCAGAUAAGUUCCUUUGGUUCUAGAGACAAACUUUUAGUCUACCCUCAUUUCUUACCAUUUCUUGGGCGGCCACUCCAGCACGGGGAGUUCUGUGCAUGUAAAUCCUAAACUCCCUGCACUCCUAUAAUGAGCCUGGCACAGUGGUGAACCGCUUUCCCUGUUGUCCAUGUCCAAGUGGAUCUCCCCGACAGCCCUAGAGAUGAUGAUGUUUGAACUGAACAAUUAAGGUAAGAUUAUGGCUUAUGUGACAUGCUUUUCUUACGCAUAUUUCUUUGUACGGUUUAGCUGAUUGCUGAAGUCAUGUUUUAGCUUGGGUGAAGAAUAUUGCCUUUGGGCAGUCCUUCUAAACUGGAGUAUAAAAGGCCUUCAUAUUACAUUUUAAGGGUUCCGAAAUCAGAGAUCUUGAGAUUAAAAAUGGCAGGAAAAUCAUCGCUUUUUAAAGUAAUUCUCCUUGGAGAUGGUGGAGUUGGGAAGAGUUCUCUAAUGAACAGAUAUGUGACUAAUAAAUUUGAUGCCCAACUCUUCCAUACAAUAGGUGUGGAAUUUUUAAAUAAAGAUUUGGAAGUGGAUGGACAUUUUGUUACCAUGCAGAUUUGGGACACCGCCGGUCAAGAGCGGUUCAGAAGCCUGAGGACGCCAUUUUACAGAGGUUCUGACUGUUGCCUGCUUACAUUUAGCGUCGAUGAUUCUCAAAGCUUCCAGAAUUUGAGUAACUGGAAGAAAGAAUUCAUAUAUUAUGCGGAUGUGAAAGAGCCCGAAAGCUUUCCUUUUGUGAUUUUGGGUAACAAGGUUGACAUCAGCGAGCGGCAGGUGUCUGCAGAAGAAGCUCAAGCCUGGUGCAGGGACAACGGCGACUAUCCUUACUUUGAAACAAGUGCAAAAGAUGCCACGAAUGUUGCAGCGGCCUUUGAGGAAGCAGUUCGAAGAGUGCUUGCUACCGAGGAUAGGUCAGAUCACUUGAUUCAGACAGACACGGUCAGUCUGCACCGAAAGCCCAAGCCCAGCUCAUCUUGCUGUUGAAGUUCGAGAGGUUGCCCUUGCGAUCUAACCAGGUCACACACAUGCACAGAUAAGCACAGGGUGGAGACAAGAAUUCGUGUUUGCAGCAAUGGAUCGUGUACUCAUAAAAUUAAACUAACCAUAUUGCUGCCUUGUUAGUGGGUGGGAGAAGGGACACAUCCACUCACAGGAGAAUCUCUUUACGCAGUAAUGGCACCUUACCUUUAUAAGUUGUAACGGUUGUCUAAUAAUGUUUAAUUUAAAUAUGUAUGUCACAGAGCUAAUAAAUGAGAUGACCAAGACUUUAUAAUUAAAACACUUGAGUAUUCUAGAAGUUACUGUUUUUUCCCCGGGAAAAUGGAGAACUACUUUUUCUAUGUGUAUAUUUUUAUGUAAUUAGCACUCUGUUCCUGGUUCAGGGAAAACAUGUCCUAAAGCAAUAAUGUUAGAUAUUAAAGAUUAAAAUCCAGUGCAUUUGCCGUGUA
Molecule: messenger RNA, 1701 nt
Organism: Orcinus orca (killer whale)
Lineage: Eukaryota; Metazoa; Chordata; Mammalia; Artiodactyla; Delphinidae
Gene: RAB9A
Product: RAB9A, member RAS oncogene family
Exons: 5
Coding region: 632-1237 (201 amino acids)
Biological process (GO): Rab protein signal transduction; retrograde transport, endosome to Golgi
Cellular component (GO): late endosome; lysosome; phagocytic vesicle
Molecular function (GO): GTPase activity; GTP binding
Source: RefSeq, a predicted model, not a curated record